UAAGGAUAGCCAACCGGCAACGAAUAACGUCUACAAACUCUCCAUUCCCUUUUGUUAUGAUCUGGUGUUGUUUUAUUUGUUUGCUUCUUAUUUGUUUAGCCAAACCAAACCAAACCCCAUAAACCUGAAAAUAGCGGAGAGCGUUUGUUGUAUUACCGGAGCUUCUCUCCACCAGAGCGGUUUUCCGAUUUUAGGGAAACCGCUCUACCCAUUCAGAUACUUUCUUAUCGAAUCCUUGCAGCAACCACAUCGGUUGACUUGGAUUUGGAUUGGAUUGGUGUUUUUUCAUUUUUAUGUUUUAUUCAUCUGAUGAAUUGUUUGUUUGUGGAUUUGUUUAGUGUCAUCAAUAAGGGUCCUCGAUCAACCUGUUUUCUCUUUUCUCUUGUGGGUAUUUCCGGAGGUAGAAUUUUUUUCCAUGUUUGAUGAACAGGGGAAUUUGGUAUAGUGUAUGAUAUUUUUUCAAUAUAUAAAUAAAAUUUUCAUUUCUUGAGUUGGGAAUUUUGCAUAGUUCCUAGUUCAAGAGAUUGAUACAUAUUUGGUGGGAAUAAGAAGAAGCAUUAUGAGUGCAAUGUGCCAAUCUGUACGUGAUUGUGAAUGGGUGAAGGGUAAAAUGGUUGGAUCAGGAUCUUUUGGCAGUGUACAUUUGGCCAUGAACAAAUCCACCGGUGGACUUUUUGUUGUGAAAUCAGCACGCUCAGGGACAGGACGUGAGGCUCUGAAUAAUGAGGCCAAAAUCCUAAAAGCUUUGAAACCAUCACCUUACAUUGUCCAAUGUUUGGGAACAAAGGAAGACAGAGGAGGAAACCUCAAUGUUUUCAUGGAGUACAUGGCAGGGGGUAGUUUAGCCGAUGUGUCUCACAAAUUUGGCGGGUCAUUACAUGAAGAGGUGGUUCGGGUGUAUACUAGAGAAAUUCUUCAAGGGUUAAAACACCUUCACCAACAUGGAAUCGUGCAUUGUGAUCUCAAGUGCAAGAAUGUGCUUUUGGGUUCAUCUGGUAAUAUCAAGCUAGCAGAUUUUGGAUGCGCUAAAAGGGUCAAGGACUUGAAUAAUGACCGUGGAGGUUUGGCAAAUUCUUUGCUGUGUGUUGGUGGCACUCCGCUAUGGAUGGCUCCUGAGGUAUUGAGGAAUGAGAUGCUGGGUUUUGGUGCAGAUAUAUGGUCUUUGGGGUGUACAGUUAUUGAAAUGGCUACUGGGAGACCUCCUUGGGGUGUUGUUGAGGGAUCUAACCCAAUGGCUUCUGUGUUGAGGAUUGCUCAUGGUGAUGUGGUGCCUCACUUUCCAUCACAUAUCUCUAAGGAGGGUUUGGAUUUCUUGAGCAUGUGUUUGGAGAGAAAUGCUGAUAAGAGGUGUAGCGCUGAGGAGUUACUAAGCCAUCCAUUUGUUUCAAGGAAUAAACAAUAUGCUUCCUCACCAACAUGUGUGUUGGAGAUUCAUAAUUUUGAGGAUACUUAUGAAUCAGAAGGACAUGAAGGCACUAGUUUAGGGUCAUCAGGGAAUUGGAUUACUGUUAGAUCGGGAUGAAAUGUAGAACAAGUGUAUUAAAUAUAGACAAAGGACUCAAUUGUACAGCGUUGUGUAGAAGACAAAUAUAUAGGUUGUCAGAGUUUUAAUGGUUGUAGACUUGUAGAAUUGAUUAGUGUUGCUAGUCACAAAUUUGUAAUUGAAGGAUACCUUAUCUUACGUGACAUGAACGAUCAAGAGUCCUGCAUGUUGUUUUUGGUUUUUUUGUUUUGUUUUACUU
Messenger RNA from Lotus japonicus, 1742 nucleotides. RefSeq names its product mitogen-activated protein kinase kinase kinase 20-like. Gene Ontology annotation, biological process: protein phosphorylation. The transcript has a single exon. The record is from RefSeq and is a predicted model, not a curated record. Gene Ontology annotation, molecular function: ATP binding; protein kinase activity. Bases 560 to 1522 code for a protein of 320 amino acids. NCBI's taxonomy places the organism in Eukaryota, Viridiplantae, Streptophyta, Magnoliopsida, Fabales, Fabaceae.